Molecule: messenger RNA, 984 nt
Organism: Colletotrichum lupini
Lineage: Eukaryota; Fungi; Ascomycota; Sordariomycetes; Glomerellales; Glomerellaceae
Exons: 3
Coding region: 1-984 (327 amino acids)
Biological process (GO): regulation of DNA-templated transcription
Molecular function (GO): zinc ion binding; DNA-binding transcription factor activity, RNA polymerase II-specific
Source: RefSeq, a predicted model, not a curated record
AUGCCUGCCCGUCCGGUCACCAGAGGGUCCAAAUCCGGGGCAAAGCCGCCUCCCCCGAAAGGAAAGCCAACAGCGAAAACGAGGACCACUGCCAGCAGCGCUGCCCCAACAAAGAAGGUCCCUCGCUCGAGAACCUUCACAGGUUGCCGCACCUGCAGAAGUCGCCAUCUCAAGUGUGACGAGGCCCGCCCAGUAUGCUCGUCCUGCCGCCGCCUCAAUCUCGUCUGUGAGGGCUACGAUGGCCAGCUCCUGUGGAUUCCGGACCCCCUGUGCUCCGCUGAGCAGAAGCAUGCUCAUCGUGGCACUUCCUACCGGUACCCGCUUUUCACCGAGGAAGAGAGGAAAACAAUGUGUGUCGAGAUUGUGACGAGCAUGGGGCGCCAGUCUGCCGGCGACAUUGUUCUGGAUCUCGACGAGAAAAGCGUCCAUGCCGAUGACGCCCAUGUAGCUGGUCCGUUUGGCGUGUUCAGGGCCUUUGAUGGCUCUACGGAUUCUGGAUCUUCGCCAUUACAGCCCUCUGCGUCCGGGAGCUCGCCUAAUACCUCGCAAUCUGAUGCCUUGCCAGAGACGAUGAAUGGCGAGCUCGCUGAAGACAUCGAGGACAUUGGCGAAUCUGAUGAGCCAAGCCAGGUCAAAUACAACGAGAUCCUUAUGGCCAUUCUUGCCACAGCCAUGGUAUCGGUUCUCUAUAAAGGAUCCCGCGCAGUAAAGAUCUUCCUGCUCGAUGCCGAACGCCUAAUCCGUCUCCGUGGCCUUGCGAUGCCCAAAUCCUUCCACGUCCGCGUACUACACCAUGUCUACACACACCUUCGCGUCAUUGCAGAGAGUACGGACAUUGCUAUAGAUUCUGCAAAGUCCCAAGCGCAGGCAGCAACCGAGAUGGCGGUGUCACUCCGCAAGUUCCGUAUUACAGAAGAUUCUCUCUAUCGGAUUGGAAGUCCAAUUCGACCGCGGCAUACAGCCGACUGCGCAGGGGCCAAUUAG